This is a messenger RNA of Leptinotarsa decemlineata (Colorado potato beetle), 2478 nucleotides long. RefSeq lists its product as uncharacterized. Lineage: Eukaryota; Metazoa; Arthropoda; Insecta; Coleoptera; Chrysomelidae. The record is from RefSeq and is a predicted model, not a curated record.
AUGGCAGGCGCCCCUACUGUUUCUAAAUCUAAAACCAAGAAAUUAGAUUUGAAGUUGCCGGAUGAUAUCAAAGAAAAAACAUAUAUAACCAAACAAGUUGAUACUUCUAUUGCAAUUCUAGAUAGUCCGGAGAAUGACGUUGUCCUUGAAUCCUUGUUAUUUUUGUCCAAAUAUGCGGAUAUUCGCCUGAACAAUUUGAAUUACCUGCAGCAGAAAGGACUUGUAACCAAAUUACUGAACCUUUUUCAAAAAAAUGUGUGUAUUCUUCGACUGGCACUGAGAUUAUUGAAUGUGCUUUUGGCACUGGAUACCGUUCUUCUUGAGCUUGACCAAGAAAUUCAUGAUGAAAAAAUUAUAGAGAUAUCCAAUCUCUAUGUUUAUCACAGCGACCUGUACGUUAAAGAAUUUUGCGUCUCCAUUCUGUCAAAGUUAGCAGUAUCUUGUAGAAUAACGUCUUUGAUAUUCAGAGUUGACUUACUGAACCCAGUUCUGUCUACCAUAAAAACAACUCAAAGUCUCAACUUAUUAGAGUCCACUUUGGCAUUUUUCUACGAACUUCUCAAUACGCCAGGAGUACUUUCUAUUUUACCAGAAGUAAAAAAUUUUGAUGUGUCAAUAAUAUUAACUCAAACGAAACAUACAGAAGACAACAUUGCAGAAUUGGCAUUCAAAGUAGUUCAGAGGCUCACCUCUUUCGGUUUAGAAGUUUUCCAACGGAUGUUCCAGCAAUCUAAGUUAGUGGAAACAUUAUUAGGAAUAGUUAUGGAUACUGAUAAAAAGAAAUUUCACACCAUAGCUCUCGACAUAAUUGAAAACUGCAUGAAUAGUGAGGAAACAUCUAGUUAUUUCAUAGAAUCACUGGAGUUUCUGAAUUUUUGCCUCUGGGUUAAAACUUGUGAAAGUGGGUAUCUUUUACCUUGCGUAGAUAUAUUUGAAAAGUUAUCCAAGAUACCUAAAAUUAGACAAAUCCUUUUCGAUCUUUCAGUGGAGGAUUCAAUAUUAUUUUUCCUUAGAAGCGAAGAUAAAAUAAUUUUGAACAAAACUUGUCGAGCUAUAUCUAAUAUGUCCGAACACAAAUAUUGUUGUGAUCAUAUGCUGACGCCAAUGGUACUCAAAACGCUUGUUGAAAUUUUGGAAAGGACAGAUGAAGAAGAUCCAGAGAAUGAGGUAGCGCUAAAAACUAUUUCUGAUUUUUGUAGAAGAUCACUCAAAACAAUAGACUUACUCUACUCGCUGGGAAGCCAGAAAAUUUUGCUUGAUCUCUUCAAGAAAGGAAACAAAUUGUCGGAAGAUACUUACCUCAGAAUACUUGAGAUAUUAUACAAGUUUGCAAUUCAUCCAGUAUACCAGAAAGGAAUUUUGAACGAAAAAUUUUUUGUGGAGCUUUUAAAAUUGUUGGAAAAUGGUCCUGAUAGUCUUUCAAUAUUGGCUACUGAAAUCAUCACUUACUUCACCGAUAGUAGCGAUUUCCAGAAAGUUUUCCUAUCUCUGAAAGGCCCUUCCAUCGUUCUUAAUAAGAUAAAAACCACCUCGAACUUGAGAGUCCUGAAAGGGCUUCUACUCUUCAUGCACAGCGUACUAUCAGAUGAAAAUUGGACCAUGGAGUUCCUUCGGAACAAUAUUGUAUCUACUUUAAGUAAACUUCCCAAUAAGAUCGCGUCUAAGGCACCUUUAAUCAAUACCAUUAUAUCUACCGCUUAUAAUAUCCACCUGCCUACGAAGUUUUUUCAGUUGAAUCGUCUAGAGAUUACAGACAAACUAAAAACUAAGUUUUAUUUGAUAAACGGCAAUUGGACAUCACCUUUUCCUUUCCUUGAAAUUUUGGAAGCAUUGAAAAUGUCAACGCUUUCAACUGUAUACAUUGUGGAUUAUACGUAUGAGGUACGCAGUGAACGAGUAAAAUCAAAAGAUAGUAAAAGUGGAGCAUCUAGCCUAAUAUUGAAAAGAGAAGAUUCUCUAGAUUCAGUUGUAUCUUCUCGUUCUUGUGGAAACCCUUACAAUGUCAGGUAUGGCAAAAUAUCAGCAGAUCCCUUUCUACCAAGGUUUUUGAAUCAUUUGAACGGAUUCAUUAAUGAAAAUAUGGGAAUGGAUAUGAAGAUUCGAAUAUUAGCGGAAUAUGUAGAUACUAUACUUUCUGGUCCGAAAGAUAACCUGACAGAACCGGAAAAAGUUCAUCAACACCAACUCCACUUGGCGUGUCUCAAGGAUAAACUAGGCACCAACGUGAUACCGAUAGGCUUUCUGCGAAUUGGUUUCCACUGUGAGAGAGCACUUCUCUUCAAAGCAUUGGCCGAUAGAAGUAAUAUUCCAUGUUCUCUAGUUAAAUCGGGAAAAAUACUUUACUAUAAUGAAGUGGCUUUAUUUGAAGAUAACGAUGCUACAUUGAAACUUUAUAUAGUGGACUUGGUGAAUAAUAUUGGCAAUUUGCUAAUGGUCGGAUCAAGAGAAGCUAAUCAGUAUUGCAGUCUGAAAACGUGA